AUGAAUAGAAUUAUUGGUGAUUGUGCAUUAAAGAGAAAAAUAGGUGGAGGAAGUUUUGGAAACAUCUAUAUUGCUCAGGAUAUUAAAACUGGAGAAGAAGUUGCAAUUAAAAUCGAAGAUAAUUCCACACCUCAACCUCAAUUACUUCGUGAAAGCAAGUUUUAUAGGCUCAUUAGUGGCGAACCGGGCUUUCCUGAGUUUAAGUGGUAUAAAAUUGAUGGAGAUAAUGCAGUAAUGGCAAUGGAACUACUUGGACAAUCUGUUGCAGAACUUCUUGAGCUCUGUCAUGGAAAAUUUUCAUUAAAAACUGUAUUAAUGCUAGCAGACCAAAUGAUCUCAAGGCUUGAAUAUGUUCAUUCUAAAGGAUACAUUCACCGAGAUAUUAAACCCGAUAAUUUUGCAAUCGGUUUGGGAAAGAAGCAUAGUAUCAUUUUCCUCUUUGAUUUCGGAUUAUCAAAAAAAUAUAUCGACGUUAAAACAGGAACCCAUAUACCUUAUAAAGAGGACAGAGAACUUACUGGAACAGCACGAUACUCCUCUGUUUCUACACAUCUUGGCAUAGAGCAAUCGAGACGAGAUGAUCUUGAGGCACUAGCCUACGUAUUAAUCUUUUUUCUCAAAGGAAGAUUGCCUUGGCAAGGCCAAAAAGCCGAAUCCCAAAAACAGAAAAAUAAAUUGAUUGCCGAAGUGAAAUGUACAACUCCAAUUGAGGAACUUUGCUCUGAUUUACCAAAAGAAUUUUCAAUUUUUUUAGAAGAAGUAAGGAAAUUAGGAUUUCAAGAUAAACCGGAUUAUGAAAUGUACAGAGAAUUAUUUCGAAACUUAUUCAUUCAGGAAGGCUUCGUUUUUGAUUAUCAGUACGACUGGGAUGUCAAAAAAGAUGAUAUGAUCUCUCAACAUUCUGCUAUACCAAAGAUUGUAUAUCCAGGAAUGGCAAAAUUAAUGAAAUUUAGAAGCAGUCCCCAUAUUAUUGCAGUACCUCAACAAAGAGCAAGAGCAUCAAGUCUGAUUAAAGAUCAACCAACUCCUUUACCUCCAUUUAGCAAGCUAUGA
Messenger RNA from Trichomonas vaginalis G3, 1053 nucleotides. Its product is annotated as STKc CK1 domain-containing protein. Gene Ontology annotation, molecular function: ATP binding; protein serine/threonine kinase activity. Gene Ontology annotation, biological process: endocytosis; signal transduction; peptidyl-serine phosphorylation. The record is from RefSeq and is a predicted model, not a curated record. Lineage: Eukaryota; Parabasalia; Trichomonadida; Trichomonadidae. Gene Ontology annotation, cellular component: nucleus; cytoplasm. The transcript has a single exon. Bases 1 to 1053 code for a protein of 350 amino acids.